GCAUGAAACUGAAAGACGGGUAGAAAUAAACAGCCGGAAUCACAUUGCAAUUAAUGAUUACAGCAGCCGAAUAUAUGGCGGUGGUGAAUUUGUGGUGAAUUGUCCACGUGAAUAAAGUAUCAGAUUUUGUAGAAUAAUUAAAAAGAUUCUAAUCAUGGCGAAAUGGGAUUUAACGCCAAAAAUUGCACAGUAUUUAGACCGACAUUUAGUAUUUCCUCUCUUAGAAUUUAUGUCUGUUAAAGAGAUCUAUGAUGAAAGAGAUAUGCUGCUUGCAAAGCUAGAUAUUGUUCGUAACACUAAGAUGAUUGAUUUUGCUAUUGAUUGCCAUAAACUUCUUUAUCCUGGCACAAAUAUUCCCGAAGAACUAUUGGACAAAAGAGCAGAAGUUGUAAGUGAGCUAAGACAUAAUCAAGAUGCAAUCACUUAUAUUAGAGACAUUUUAAAGGAUCCAGCUGUUACUAAACAAAUCGAACAAACCAGAGAUGGGCGUACACUACUUGAUUUUCUUGUUAAAAGUAAAAAUUUCAAAGUUGAAAGUUUGGAUUCAGUUUACGUUUUAGCUAAAAGUCAGUACGAGUGUGGUAUUUAUCAAGCUGCUACAGAGUAUCUAUAUCUUUAUCGCUUACUGGUACCCUCCUCGGAUAAGAAUUAUUUGAAUGCAAUGUGGGGCCAGCUGGCUGCAGAAAUUCUCAUGCAAAACUGGGAUGCAGCUUUGGAUGAUUUCAAUCGCCUUAAGGAAUAUAUUGAUACAAGUGAAUUUGAAUGCAAUUCAGACGUUUUGUCCUCACAUUUUAAGAUACAUAACUGCAGCUGUCAUUACAAACAAGCAGAGACCAACUGUGAUGAAAGAAUUAGUUCGAGUUAUUCAGCAGGAAACUUAUCAGUAUAGAGAUCCACUAACAGAGUUUGUUGAAUGUCUGUAUGUUAACUUUGAUUUUGACCGUGCACAACAAAAGCUCAGAGAAUGUGAAGAUGUCUUAUCUAAUGACUUUUUCCUUGUUUCUUGGAAUGAUCUAUUCAUUGAGAACUCUCGAUUAGCAAUUUUUGAAACAUUCUGUUCCAUUCAUCAAUGCUUAUCACUUCAAAUGCUCUCUGAAAAAUUGAAUAUGUCAUAUAUAGAGGCUGAAAAAUGGAUAGUUAACCUGAUACGAAAUGCACGUUUGGAUGCAAAAAUAGAUUCUCAACUGGGGCAUGUCGUGAUGGGAACAAAAAAACUUUCUCCUCAUCAGCAACUUAUUGAAAAAACUAAACAGCUGUUUGGUAAAACAAAUUACUUCUUUGCUAACCUUGAAAAAAGACAACCGGCUAGCCAUUUAGAAAAGGUUCCACACUGGGCUGUACAACCUUUUUGAUGAAAAACAAGUUAUUUUUAUACAUGUAAUAGUUCUGGACUUUCAUUAAAAAGUACUUCAUUCAAAA
This is a messenger RNA of Parasteatoda tepidariorum (common house spider), 1419 nucleotides long. RefSeq names its product eukaryotic translation initiation factor 3 subunit E-A. Lineage: Eukaryota; Metazoa; Arthropoda; Arachnida; Araneae; Theridiidae. The record is from RefSeq and is a predicted model, not a curated record. Gene Ontology annotation, cellular component: cytoplasm; eukaryotic translation initiation factor 3 complex. Gene Ontology annotation, molecular function: translation initiation factor activity.